AUGUUUCCACCAAAGUUUCUGCCAGUUGUAGUAGUUGUAACUCUUUCGUUAUUAGAGUCCAAUUUUCAUUUUGAAGCUUAUGGGGAUGAAUUAGGUGAUGUAAUCCCAUCUCCAAGUUCUUGUGAGAACUGUUCCAAAUGUGAUCCACCUUGUCAGCAGCAAGUAAAUCCACCACUUUCUGGUUAUCCUUCUUAUGGAGCUUCAUCACCACCAUCUCCUCCUUCUGGCUACUAUAUAUAUGGUGCCCCUCCACCACCUCAUGAAGCAGGCCACACCAAGUGCCCUCCUGCUACAGGUGCUCAGUGUUGUACCCCUCCUGCUCCUUACACUUAUGGAUAUGGUUAUGGACCUCCAAAUCCUUACUAUGCACCUCCAAAUCUUUAUGCGCCUCCAAAUCCUUACACCUAUGUGCCUUAUGGAGAAGGUCACGGCCAUGCUUCCAUGAUUCUGCCAAUUCUAGUCCCCCUUACCAUGUUUUUUUCUUCUUUUAUUUUUCUCGUCUGA
This is a messenger RNA of Abrus precatorius (Indian licorice), 504 nucleotides long. Its product is annotated as extensin-2-like. The record is from RefSeq and is a predicted model, not a curated record. Lineage: Eukaryota; Viridiplantae; Streptophyta; Magnoliopsida; Fabales; Fabaceae. The coding region runs from base 1 to 504 and encodes 167 amino acids. The transcript has a single exon.